This is a messenger RNA of Saccostrea echinata, 932 nucleotides long. RefSeq lists its product as uncharacterized. The record is from RefSeq and is a predicted model, not a curated record. NCBI's taxonomy places the organism in Eukaryota, Metazoa, Mollusca, Bivalvia, Ostreida, Ostreidae. The transcript is spliced from 4 exons. The coding region runs from base 27 to 584 and encodes 185 amino acids.
UGCUCGUUCACAUUCAAGUGAUCCUCAUGGCGAUCAUUUCCUGUCUUAUAUCAGAAAAUGACGCAAAUGAUAUAUACACCUUCAAAAAGGGAGAUGAUAGCAUAUUUUACUACAAAUAUUACUACUAUGCAGAGGAGGCAGCUAAAAGUAAAAUGAGUACAGGUCAGAUUGUAGGAUUAGUUUUAGGAAUCAUAGGGGGCAGUCUUGUGUUUGUUUUCAUCUGUGUAUGCUGCAUUGUUUGGUGUGUCCGUAGUAGUGAGCCUAGAGGAGCUGUCCCAGGGCGCAUGUCAAAUUUCAACCUUUCUCCACAGACUCGGAUGAGGGAACGUAUGAUAGGAGCUCCGAGUAGGAUAGGUGAAUUGAGAAUUGUUCGGAUUUUUGGAAUUCAUGUACAAAGACCGGAAGAAUCCACAGCGACAGCAAAUACCACAACGCCGCCUGAUUACAGCGAAGUCAUGAACAAUCAGCCACCAUCUUAUGACGAAGCUACCUCUGAUGGAUUAGUUAAUCCAGGUUUUGGGUUGUCGAAUCCAAGUAGUUCUUCUCAUUUCCAGGAUACAAGAACAAUCGGCUCUAAUGCAUAAUAAUGGUGACAUUUACGAGAGGGAGAGAGAGAGAGAGCUUUUAUAUGAUAUUCGAACCAAUAAUGCAUUUUUCAUCAAAACGUAACCAUGACACAUGAACAAAACUUUGUUAGUGAAAAGAAAAUCAAUGUUUAUUUGUUUGGAAAAUUUACUUGUUGUAUUAAGUGUUUGUACUGUCUCAAAAGCGGCUGAGCAUACGUACCAUAUUUUUACUCGUAAAUUUGAUUUGGCGGUGAGGCAACAGCAUCUCUAUGCUCUACGAGCAAUGAGCUCGUCUAAAAAUGGGGAAUUACUUUCUGGUCGGUAUAUUUUCAUUUCUGAUCAGAAAUUGCAAACUUUAGGAACUGU